Messenger RNA from Lotus japonicus, 2292 nucleotides. Its product is annotated as sulfite exporter TauE/SafE family protein 3-like. NCBI's taxonomy places the organism in Eukaryota, Viridiplantae, Streptophyta, Magnoliopsida, Fabales, Fabaceae. Gene Ontology annotation, cellular component: Cul4A-RING E3 ubiquitin ligase complex; membrane. The transcript is spliced from 13 exons. Bases 168 to 1568 code for a protein of 466 amino acids. Gene Ontology annotation, biological process: protein ubiquitination. The record is from RefSeq and is a predicted model, not a curated record.
ACCUUCAAUCAAAUCGAACAUUUAAUAAUAUAAAGUUACAACCUUAAAGUAUCUCCUCAAUCAAUCAAUUAUUCUUCCAUUUAUGUUCUCACAUUUUCAACCACAAGGUGCUGCUUGCCUUGCAACACAUAUCCUGAAUUUCCAGUCCUUUGAGUGAACUGGUAAUCAUGAGAAAUGUUUUCAUUGUUUCAUUCAAUCUUUUGAUGGUUCUUUUCUUGGUCUAUGCUAAAAGAUGCACUAAAACUGAAGCUUAUGGGAUAAAUGGAGCACAAAUUUUUCCAUACCAUGUCAAAGCUAUGGAGUUCUUAUGGGGUCAUUCAGGUUAUCAACAUGUCUGGCCAGAAAUAGAAUUUGGCUGGCAAAUCAUUGUUGGCACCCUGAUUGGAAUCUUUGGAGCCUCAUUUGGAAGUGUAGGGGGAGUUGGUGGUGGGGGGAUCUUUGUGCCAAUGCUAAUCCUUAUUAUUGGGUUUGAUCCAAAAUCAGCAACUGCUAUUUCAAAAUGUAUGAUCACAGGUGCAGCUAUCUCAACUGUCUUGUUCAAUUUGAAGCUAAAGCAUCCCACACUUGAUAUACCGGUUAUCGACUAUGAUAUGGUGCUGCUUAACCAACCUUUGCAAAUGCUUGGUAUUACCAUAGGAGUUGUUUUAAGUGUAAUAUUCGCAGAUUGGAUGGUCACUGUUCUUCUAAUCAUUAUCUUUACAGGGACAUCAAUAAAGGCGUUCUUCAAAGGUGUCGAGACAUGGAAAAAGGAAACUAAAAUGAAACAGGAGACUAAAGAGCUUUUGGAGUCCAUUGCCACUUCAAGUGGGGAGGAGUACAAGUGUCUUCCUAGUUUCCCUCAGAAGGAUUCCAAAAAGCCAGAGGGUACAAUCCUCGGUAACAUCCGUUGGAAGGAGUUUGGAGUUCUUUCUUUUGUUUGGUUUUCAUUCCUUCUCUUACAGAUUGCAAAAACUUAUACAGCCACAUGUUCAAUCACAUACUGGAUUCUAAUGUCUUUACAGAUACCAGUUUCUCUAGGGGUUUCUAUGUACCAAGCUGUAGGCCUGUAUCAAGGGUGGAGGGUUACUGCUUGCAAAAGAGAUCAAGGAACUUGGCCAUUCCACCUUUUAAUUCUAUCUGCUUCCUGUUCUCUAUUUGCUGGAAUUAUUGGUGGACUUCUUGGUAUAGGUGGUGGAUUUGUCAUGGGUCCUUUGUUUAUUGAAUUGGGAAUUGCUCCUCAAGUAGCAAGUGCCACAGCCACUUUUGGAAUGACAUUUUCAGCAUCUAUAUCUGUUGUGCAAUACUACCUCUUAAACCGUUUUCCCGUUCCUUAUGCUCUCUACCUUACACUAGUAGCUGCCAUUGCAGCAUAUUUAGGACAACUAGUCAUUGAUAAGCUCAUUAGUAUCUUUAAAAGAGCGUCCUUGAUUAUCUUUGUCUUAGCCUUCACAAUAUUUGUUAGUACAAUUACACUUGGUGGAGUAGGGAUAUCGGACAUGAUCGUGAAGAUUCAUAAGAAUGAGUACAUGGGAUUCGAAGACCUGUGUGUCCAAACCAGAAUAUUGGCUGCAGGAUCACAGAGCCCAUGACAUUUUAUCACCACUUAGCCAGCUCAAAUUGGUUUUAUCUUCACUGGUGAAUUACUAUCAAGAAAUAGUAGUCUAGGAACAAUAUACUUUGGAGACUAUCUAUCAAAUUAUCCUUGUUGAAUUUAUAUAGUAUGACUUUAUUUGAAGAAUGAAUGGGAAAUGCAGACUGAUAUGAGGCAGAAUGCAACUGAAAGUGAUAAUGGAAUGAUUCUCAUUGAUGAUUUCAAUAUGAUAUUACAUUGGUCCUUCUAAGUUCUAACAUAGUACAAGGCUACAUUCGAAGAAUCAAACUUACUACUAAUAAUCAGAAGACAAAAAAAAUCCUAGCCAGCGAUAGAACUGGAUCAGAUUAGAAAGAUUGGAAUAAACUUUGUCACUGGACCUGCUAGGUAGUUAGUUACACAGUAAAAGCCUACACAAUUAAGGCUACUCAGGUGAAGCCUCCAUAUUUGCCAUUCCAUAAUAUUUUUGUGAACAAAUCAUUGAACAAGGCCUUGGGAGAUACUUCCAAAACAAUCUCCAUUAGAUGGCUAAAUUCAGCUUGUUUUUACAAACUGAUCAAGAGAUGCGUCACAGCUGUAGUUUCUAAAAUUCUCUCUCAACAUUAUUCUGAUUAUUGCAUCCAAGAAUGACAGGAGUCGCGUGUAACAACUCUUCAUCGUUGCUUGCAAUUGCAAGCACCCUUAUGCACUGUUUGGAUGUAGAGGUGAAAAUGAGAGGAAAG